Messenger RNA from Drosophila serrata, 953 nucleotides. Its product is annotated as very long chain fatty acid elongase F-like. Gene Ontology annotation, biological process: fatty acid elongation, monounsaturated fatty acid; very long-chain fatty acid biosynthetic process; sphingolipid biosynthetic process. Gene Ontology annotation, molecular function: fatty acid elongase activity. Gene Ontology annotation, cellular component: endoplasmic reticulum membrane. Lineage: Eukaryota; Metazoa; Arthropoda; Insecta; Diptera; Drosophilidae. The record is from RefSeq and is a predicted model, not a curated record.
CAUUUCAUUAGUCGCUUACGAACUUUAUUGGAGAAGGAACCAACCCAUAAGCAGGAAGAUGGCUUCCCAGAUCCAGUCCAAUUGGCAUUCUUCAGAAGUCCUUGGCCCACUUUUUUAGUGAUGACCGCCUACCUUCUCUUCGUGCUGAAGGUGGGUCCCAAGCUCAUGGAGCGUCGACAGCCCUUUGAGCUGCGCGGCGUGAUCAAGGCAUAUAACAUUAUACAAAUCGUGUACAAUUCUACAUUGUUCAUAUACGCCUGCUAUGUCGCCUAUAAUUUCUACGACAUGAGGUGCCCCGUCAGUCUGCCUUUGGACCAUGAGGGUAAGGACCAGAGCGAUUUGUCGCCAACGCGUUCUACAUCAACAAAUACAUUGAUAUGCUGGAAACUGUGUUCUUUGUGCUGCGCAAAAAGAGCAGACAGAUAUCCUUCCUGCACGUUUUCCACCAUUUGGCUGUUGUCCUGGCCUCUUACCUCACCCAGACGCUAUAUGGCCACGGUGGUCUUGUUGCUUGGAUGGUUAUACUUAAUUUAAUCGUACACUCACUCAUGUACACUUAUUACCUGAUGUCCUCCAUAAACCCGGAAGUGCAAAAGGCGUCUCUCUGGUGGAAGAAGUACAUAACCAUGAUCCAGCUAAUCCAAUUCGCCUUUAUCAUGAUCCAUAUGAUCGACAUGCUUAUGCAGAGCGAUUGCAAAGCUCCACGACCUGGGAUCUAUGGCUUUGGCUUUCUUUACUCGGCCCUGACUGUUAUGUUUUCCAAAUUCUACUAUCAGACGUACAUAAAUCCCAAAAAAAAGGUUAAGCGGUCCUAAUAAUCAUAAAUCUGCCGGAUAUUCUUUCAUUUGAAUAAUAAUACUAUAACUAUGGAACAUGUGAUGUUAGAACUGAUGUAAGUAUCGUCAGUUUAAUUGUGCAAUAAGAAUGUCUUAUAAAUAUUAUGUUACGUUAAA